GUGGCAGACUUGAGUCAGUCACUAGUCUCCCAGCAACAGUGUAAAUAACUGUGUUUCCUGUAGGCUAGAGAGAGCAUGAGAGAAAUGAAUGAAGCACUGAUUUGAGCCUGGUUAUUUAAUGAACUAGCUUAGGGGGUGCAACCUGGAAGGAAGACCCUAAGGCUAAGACAUAACAGACAAACAGCUGAUGGUUGCUUACUAGCCAAUGGGGCUGUUCGACAAGCUGGCAGGAUGGCUGGGGUUAAAGAAGGAGGUGAAUGUUCUGUGUCUUGGCCUGGACAACAGUGGGAAAACCACCAUCAUCAACCACCUCAAGCCCUCCAAUGUAAAUCUACCUCUUUCUGUCAUAAUGCACAGAUGCAAGACAUUGUCCCAACCAUUGGUUUCAGCAUAGAGAAGUUCAAAACGUCCAGUCUUUCUUUCACAGUGUUUGACAUGUCUGGUCAAGGCAGAUACAGAAACCUCUGGGAACAUUACUACAAGGAAGGUCAGGCUAUCAUAUUUGUCAUUGAUAGUGCAGACAAACUGAGGAUGGUAGUGGCCAAAGAGGAACUGGAUACAUUAUUAAAUCAUCCUGAUAUUAAACACAGAAGGAUCCCUAUCCUGUUCUUUGCUAACAAGAUGGAUGUUAGAGAUGCUCUGUCUUCAGUCAAGGUCUCACAGCUGCUCUGUUUGGACAACAUCAAAGACAAACCCUGGCACAUCUGUGCCACCAAUGCUUUGAAAGGAGAAGGUUUACCGGAGGGAGUCGACUGGUUGCAAGAUCAAAUCAAAACAAUGAGAACAUGAGGGCAUGAAGAGGGACACAUUCGGCAAGUUUGUUCCUGUUCAACUUUUUAUGCAGCACACCGUGACAUCAUCUGGCAAGGUGCUGUGUUGUCCAGUCAUGGUACAUGCAAGUGUGUAUUCCUGUUGGAUUACUCAUGCCAGGUACUCCACAACAACACAACUGGAGAAAUGAAUGCAAAUAUGCUGCAUGCAUGAUAUAAUAUUAGUAAUUUUACCGACAUCAAUUAUAAAGCACCAGAACAAUGCUAGCCAAUCAGAUUUCGGGGGUGGCUGGUGUCACCACUGGCAACCCCUUGGCUCUGCACAUGACUCUGAGGCCAAAUAUAAAAGAGUUGUCACAGUGAUAACUUUGUAGAGUUUGUGAGUACUACAAACCACUGUGCUGUGCUCUGGUGUCUUAUAAGCUCUAACAACAUAAAUCUGUACCGAGAGCUGGACUUCCCAGCUUGUAUUUCAUUGUCUCACCACUACAUGAAAUGCCUCCCCCUGCAUUGUUUUAAUGUAAGACAAGUGUCGGUGUGAAUCCAGCCUAAUACCAAAACUUUCAUAUACAUGUAGGGACCAUCUCUUUGUCACAGUAAAAAUAGUAGUUAAUCUAUCUUUUCUACAGCUAACACAGUACGUACUGCAGCUCUGCUCCUGUUCAAUUAAUGUUGCUCUUUUUUGAGUAGCUGUGAAAAUAUAUUUAGCAUAUUGAAGAUAAUAAUUGCAAUGAAAUAAUUGUUUUCUAAGACCUUGUAGAAUUAGCUGUAUAUAUUGUUAUUUAAAGCUGAAUGUGUAUUUAAAUAAUUGUUAACUUAGCUGUGAUUGUCAUAAAUGAAUGUCAUGUUAGUUAGCCGGUAAAGUUUGUUUAAAAGUCAGAAUGUCACUUUACAAAGUUACUAUCUAGUGUUAGAGUUAAUACCUUUCAUUUAGGUACAAUAGUGCUUUUGUAUUUGCCUUGUAUCGUUGCUCCAAAAAUGUAUUCAAACAAAAUGCUUCUUACAAUUUACUCGUGGUACUUCAGUGAUGAAAAGGUAGACAGCUAAACAUUUGCUCAAUCUGCACAAGGUUUAUAAUGCAAGCCCUUCAGCUUGUUUAGUCUCUGACUGAAAGCUUGCAUUAAAACUGUAUAGAUCAGUCUGUGUGGUUAUUUAUUUUAUGUCCGAUGUUUGUCAGAUUCCAUCGUCUCAACCAAGCUUUGUAGCAAAGAAGAGGUGUUUUUGAGUAGUUUCAAGGCAAAAUGAAAUAACUGACAAAUAUUUCUGAUAAAAGCUUUACAGUCCUAGUGGUUAGUUUUAUAUGCUAUGUAAUAAGUUGGUUAUAAAUAUUGUGUCAAAUAAAAAUACUUGUAACACACCAAAAUCUUUACUUCCCCCAGUUGCACUGAAUCUAGACCAAACAUCUGAUUACUAAUAUCCUGUUCUAUCUAAGAUGUCUGUCAUCUUGAUUAUUAUUUCUUAUUUUGAAAAGGAUUUUGUUCAUGAUUUAAAAUAGUAACUCAAUGUUUUACCAGAGUGUAUGGAAGUGGACAGGACAAAUACUUGAUACUUUUUUUCCCCUGUGUGAAUGAGUGAAGAGCCAAUUCACGGUUAGUCAGAUCAUUUCAACAGAUUCACCAACCAGAGAAAACCUAAUAGAAACAUUUCAUGUGGAACAAGCUUAAAAAUGUAAGUGAUCAAGUACUUGAUCUUAUUUUAGCUUAAAGACAAACACAAGCUGAAGAUUUGGCUUUUCUUGUUAUCAUUGUGUUGAAUUAGUUUACGUUCUGAAAGGUGUAUAUCACUGUACUGUAAUGUUUUGUAUGCAAGGAGACAUUUCCAGAAUAAACUGCUCUGUUACUUUAAGCCCAUUCAUAUUAAUAUCCCU
This is a messenger RNA of Monopterus albus (swamp eel), 2637 nucleotides long. It is a transcript of the gene arl6, whose product is annotated as ARF like GTPase 6. The record is from RefSeq and is a predicted model, not a curated record. Gene Ontology annotation, molecular function: GTP binding; GTPase activity. The transcript is spliced from 8 exons. NCBI's taxonomy places the organism in Eukaryota, Metazoa, Chordata, Actinopteri, Synbranchiformes, Synbranchidae. The coding region runs from base 232 to 789 and encodes 185 amino acids.